AUGAAGGUGUUCACACCAGCAGCACUCAUCCUGCUCUUUUUCUACGCUGUGGAUGCAGGGGCACGUGAAUACACUUCUGUCAUCACCGUGCCCAAUGGAGGCCACUGGGGAAAGUGGGGCAUUCGGCAGUUUUGCCGCAGUGGCUACGCCAAUGGAUUUGCGCUGAAGGUUGAGCCCUCCCAGUUUGGCAGAGAUGACACAGCUCUGAAUGGUAUACGGCUGCGCUGCCUCGAAGGCUCAGUCAUUGAGUCCUUGGUGGGGAAAUGGGGUACCUGGACCAGCUUCCUAGUUUGUCCUACAGGCUACUUGAUCUCCUUUUCAUUGAGAACGGAGAAGUCUCAAGGAGGAGGUGAUGACACAGCGGCCAACAACAUCCAAUUCAGAUGCUCGGAUGAAGCUGUUUUAGUAGGUGAUGGACUAUCAUGGGGAAAAUUUGGCCCAUGGAGCAAAAGAUGCAAAAUAUGUGGUCUCCAGACAAAGGUAGAGCCACCACAAGGAUUUCAGGAUGAUACAGCGCUCAACAAUGUGAGAUUCUUCUGCUGUAAAUGA
Messenger RNA from Lagopus muta (rock ptarmigan), 549 nucleotides. It is a transcript of the gene VMO1, whose product is annotated as vitelline membrane outer layer 1 homolog. Lineage: Eukaryota; Metazoa; Chordata; Aves; Galliformes; Phasianidae. The record is from RefSeq and is a predicted model, not a curated record. The transcript has 3 exons. The coding region runs from base 1 to 549 and encodes 182 amino acids.